Molecule: messenger RNA, 1837 nt
Organism: Anarrhichthys ocellatus (wolf-eel)
Lineage: Eukaryota; Metazoa; Chordata; Actinopteri; Perciformes; Anarhichadidae
Product: SLAM family member 5
Exons: 7
Coding region: 26-967 (313 amino acids)
Cellular component (GO): membrane
Source: RefSeq, a predicted model, not a curated record
AGACAUUGUAUCUCUCCCCACAGAGAUGGUUGGUGGUUGCCUGAGCUGCUUCUUUACAUACAUUUCUGUGCUCCUUCUCUGGGUUUGCCUCCACGAUGUGGAGACUUCCAGUUGUGAACAAAACAUCAAUAAAAAGGUUGGAGACACCGUGGAGUUGCCGUCAUGCUUACCAGCAGAAGGAGUCACCUUGGCACAGUGGAAACAUGGAGGGUUUAUAAUAAUAGAAGACAAAAAUGUUAAUUUUUCUGGAAAAUUCAAGGGCAGAUUGGAACUAAACCCCACAAGCUUUUAUUUAACAGUGAGACGACUGACUGUCCAAGAUUCUGGUAAUUUCAGUUUUAUCUCAGCGGUGAAAGACGCACAAAGGACUACAGUCACCAUCACUCUGCAUGUUCAUGAGCCCAUAACUGCAGCCACUGUGACUUCCAACUCCACCUGGAACGCAGUCAACGAAUCCUGCACAGUUUUGCUGGAGUGCAGCGGAGCCACUGACAGCAGUGUCACCUACAGCUGGGCCGUGAGGAACCAAACCAUGAGUGGCUCCAGGCUGCGGUACAGCAUCACACCUCAGGACGGAGACACCGGAUUCACCUGCACAAUUUCCAAUUUUGUCAGCGAGAAGUCGACAAUCAAAGCAGUGAUGUGCAGCAACAGUACGUCUGACCCAUCGAAAACAGGCCCAAACUUCCCCAUUCUCCUGGGUGCAGCGGGAGGAGGUUGUCUGAUGAUUGUCGUUAUAGUUGGAGUAGCUGUAUAUGUUUGUCACUGCAAACAAAGUAAAGGAGGAAGUGACACAAAUGUCCCGACAGUGUAUGCUGAGGUUGCGCUUGAGGCUGGGACUUCAUUGACCAUGAAGCCAUGCACACUGUAUGAAACCAUUGAGAACAGAGUCGACACAGUCACACCUGGGCCCCAGACUGUGUACGACAAGAUCCAGUUGAGUCGCAUGAGUAAGGCCUCUGUGUAGCCCUACCAAGAGAUUCCCUAGAGGGUCACAGCACAAUGUACAGUUUACAUGUCCUUUGAGUUAGAAACAGAAGUAGAUCGAUAUUCGUGGUUCAUAAAAUAUGUAUAAAAUAUGUAUGGUUAAUAUCGCGAAGGAAGCGUGCAACACAGUGUCACACUUUUGUACAUUUUCUAUCUUUGGCACCUUUUCCUGAUAUAAGACAAACAUAAAACGUCUAUUAUAUUUUGAGAGCCAAAGAGCUCAAAUUGUAUUAACAGUGUUGUAAAUUGUGUAAAUACAGAGAUUAUAUUUUUAUUUGUAAAAAUGUAUUUGUUUCAGCUUGUGCAAAGGUGGUCAUAUUAAAUUACAUUUACUGUCAUUAAGUCUCUUUUUGCAAGCAUGUUGUUAAAUCGAAGCGUUUUGGGCUGUUAUUUGAAAUGAGACAGCGAUGCCACACAUGAAUAAGCAUUUAUCAGAAUUGUUGGAUUGGAUAGACUUUAAUCUCCCUGAGGGGCAAUUUGGUUUGCAAACAGUAGACAACAUACAAUAGAUAAACACAUUUUUUAAAUACAUACAACAGCAGAUUUUUGACAUGUUUUGCCACAUAUGAAAGCUAACAUAAAUAACUUUUAUCACACCCAACUGUACUAUUUUGUAAAAAAAACAUUUGGUAUAUUGAUAUAAAUUCACGCACCUACUUUAACGAGCGUAACAGUAAAAAAAGUUACUCUUCCACAUCAAUGUAUUUACAAUACUUCAGUCACAAUGGUAACAUGGACAGUAGCAACAACAAAGAGAUUGAGAUUAAACAAAGUCUCAAAAGUGCACUGAGUACAAAAAGUAAUAGUAUAAUAAUAAUAAUAAUACAUUUGAUUUGUAUAGCGCUUUACA